AUGGAGUGUCAUUAUAGCAAUAACGACAAAGCUACCGCAUCCGGGGGAGCCGAUGCGCCAAUACCGAGGAGCCAGGGUAUUGGUGGAAAGACAUUGACUGGCCAAAAAAAGGAAAUCCCACGACUCCUUACACCUAAGUCGAAACUGCGACUUGGAUCGUGGAACGUGCGGACCGCCUUUCACUGCGGUCAGAAAGAAAUCAUCGCAAGGGAGUUGAGCAAGUGCCGGGUUACUGUUGCAGCUUUAUCCGAACUGAGGAUCAGCGGCUGUGGAACGACAAGAGUGCAGGUUCCUGCUACGGACGAUUGGAUGACACUGUACUACUCUGGCGGUCAAGAACAUCGUGAUGGUGUUGGGUUCAUGCUCAAUAGCCACGCAUCAAAAUGCGUCGUGUCGUUUCAACCCAUCUCGCCGAGAAUAGCAGUGAUCACUUUGGGCGGAACCGUCAAGUCGCACAUAGUGAGCGUAUACGCUCCGACGGAACCGAGCGACGACGGUAUGAAGGACGAAUUCUAUAUGCAGCUCCAAGACGUGCUGGACAGCAUUCCCAGAAGAGAUCUCGUUAUCGUCACAGGCGAUCUGAACGCUAGAACUGGCGCCGACAGAACCGGAUGGGAACCUGUGAUGGGCCGAUUUGGCGUAGGAGAAAUGAACAACAAUGGUUUGCGGCUGCUUUCGUUUGCCACGUUCAAUGAUCUGGUCAUCGGCAAUAGCCUAUACCAGCAUGCACGAAAGCAUCAGCUGACAUGGAGAAAUCCAUCUGGUCACGAUUCAGCAGUCCUGGACUAUGUACUAAUCAAUUCUCGAUACAGGUCAUCGCUAAAGGAUGUGCGUGCAAUGAGAGGCCCGGAUUGCGGAUCAGAUCACUACCUACUACGAGCAGUCGUGCAGCUCCGCCUACAGUGUGCUAAGCGAGGUAAACGCCAACCGAAAGUAGACUGGGAGCAACUUAUGAAGCUGGAGGUGAAGCAAGGCUUCCAAAUUGCACUGUCAAAUCAGUUUGCUGCGUUCACGGAAGUGGGAACGGUGGACGAGGAAGAACGGCAGACUGCAAAAGUCAUUACCGAAUGUGCUACACAACUGUGCCCAGUUUUGCGCCGACGGACUAAACCAUGGAUCUCGGACGAAACAUUGCAGUUGGUUGACAAAAGGAGGAAGGUGAAGCUGACGAAUGGCACUACGUAUCAGCUACUCAGUAAGGAGCUCCGCAAGAGACUAAAAACAGAAAGGGAGGCCUACUGGAACGCAGUAGCGGAGGAGCUCGAAGAAUCGGCAUCCAAACACGAGUAUCGCAUGCCGUAUCAAAUUCUGAGAAGACUGUGCGGGCAAAACCAGAGCAUGCGGAACCUUCAUCAAAGACGCAAGUGGCAAACUCGUGAAGUCAGAGAGGGAACGCUUACAGAGAUGGAGAGAGUUCUUCAUAGAGCUGUACAGCCACGAACUGCCCACAGAACCGUUUCCAGAGCCAGUACCGAUAGAGAUGCCACAGGAACCAACACACGAGGCGGCGCCAAGUAUGGAGGAAGUGAGGGCGGCGGUGAUGUCGCUGAAGAACAGGAAAGCGGCUGGUGUAGACAAUGUCACAGCAGAAGCGAUUAA
Ostertagia ostertagi is the source of this 1599-nucleotide messenger RNA. The record is from the annotation of a GenBank genome assembly. NCBI's taxonomy places the organism in Eukaryota, Metazoa, Nematoda, Chromadorea, Rhabditida, Trichostrongylidae.